GCGGGUCUCUUCUUUUCCGUUUCGGACGGUGGCCAGAGGAAAUGCGGGUCUGAUUCGAACCCGAGUAAUAGAACGCGAGUGACGACGAGCAAGAAGGAGCAGAAGAACAAUGAUUGAAGACGAAAUAGCUGAUCAUCGUCUAUUCUGAUCAUUUCCUUUCUAGAUUACUACUCUUGGAUAGAACUUCCUUCCUUCAAGAUUGCAUCUUGUGAAACGAUUGCAAUAAAAAGAUGGAGAAUUUAUUGUAUGCGGAGGAGCUUGUGAGAGAAUUUCUUGUCUUCCGGGGAUUUACAACUAGCUUGCAAGCUUUUGACAAAGAGUUAGGAACUGACAUUGGCAAAGGAUUUCAAGUGGAUAAGAUAAUGGACUUGAUUUUUUCUAUAUACAUCCCAAAGUUUCAGGCAGAAAACUUAACUGGCUUACUCAAGUUUUUCAAGCAAUGUUUUUCUUCCUCUUCUGAGUUAGAAUUCAUUGCUACAUUGUCAAAGCUGGAAGUAUCGAUUCUCCGUUUUUACAUUGUGCAUGCUAUACGAUCGGGGAGGAAAGAUAAGGUUAUUGAGUUCUUUGCAAUCUACGGCAAUGAUUUGUUACAAAGGGGUCAGGAGUGGAUGUCAUGGUUCGCCAUCCCAUAUUUGAAGAAUCCGAAUGUGGAGCCUCAAUUUCGCAUAUACUUUUCACAGGAGUGGUUUGAUGCCUUACUUCUUUCAGUCAGGAACUUAUUAAGUGAAGCAUUUAGUGCUAAGUUACGAAUCCCAGCUCUGCUAAAGAUCAGCUCUGAGAGAAGUGUUAUCAACCGUCUCAAGAAAGAUGUUAAGCAACUUAAUCUUAGAUUAUCUGAGCUCCAAGCAUUGUUGGAAGAAAAAGAAAAGCAGUUGCAUCAUUUAAGGAGCAAUCUUACAAUCAAACUUGAACUGGAUGCUAGUCAGGCACAUAGCAAAACAUAUAAUGUUUCUGGAAUAUCAACGAGCAGUGCAUGUGAUAACCUAUCUCAGGCUUCUGAUGAAACUUGCUUACUUGAACGUCAAUAUGCAAAAGAAACAGAAGAAGUUUCUGUACAGGAUCCAUCUAGAUUAUCUCAAGCUUCAAAAUUUGAACUAAAUCCGCAUGCUGGAGAUGGUGGGUCAAACAGCAGGCUUCAAAUGUUUCAAGAUGAUCUUUAUUUAGAUAAUGGUAGGGAUGUCCAGGGAGAAGAGGAUUUUUCAGAAGUAAAAAUAGACUUCCAGGAAACAUUUUUAGGCCACACUAAUCCAAUCAGUCAAUGCCGCUUUUCUGCAUCAGGGAACAAUGUUGCCAGCGCUUCCGUGGAUGGCACAGUCAGGAUAUGGACAUAUGAUUCAUCAACUCCAGCAUCAAGAAAUGCUACAAUCUAUUGUGGUUCAGAAAUCAUGUCGCUUGAGUGGGACUGUAAAUCUGAUCGUUUGCUUCUGAUAGGCACUGCUGAGGGAGGCAUUAAGGCGUGGAAUGUGGAUGCUAAAAGAGUUGUUUGUGACCUCACUACAACUUCAGCAUUCCCAAGUGUUGUGGAUUUGAAGUGCAGCCCCGUGGAACCUAUUUUUGUGUCUGCAGCAGCAUCCAAAAGGAGUGGUGGAGCAACUUUAAUAGAAUCUUUGGAUUGUCCAUCACUUACUGUUUGGAACAUGAAGACAUGGAAACCCAUGACAGUACUUCCUCUUGGUAAAGAUCCUCCAGCAGUUACUUCCCUAUGUUUCAACCACAAUGGGAAGAUUUUAGCUGCUGCCUCAACUGACGGAAUGAUUCAAAUGUUUGACAUGUCUGCGGGUUUACAAAUAACUGGGUGGCCAGCUCAUGACUCUGGCAUUAGUUCUAUUCUUUUUGGGCCUGAUGAAACCAGCAUUUUUAGCUUGGGUAUAGAUGGAAAGAUUUAUGAAUGGAGCUUGCAGAAGCCGGGCAAGGUACUUUGGUCAAGAAAUUGUAGCAGUUUUUGCCAUUUUGAGAACUCGACAUACAAUAAACAUGAAAUGGCGCUGGAUGCUAAUGGGAGAAGACUGCUGGUGACUUCCGGUUCAGUGCGAGCACCAAUAUAUCAGGUACAGGGUCCGAUGAAGGGCAUGAAGAGUCUACCUCACAGCGGAGCCAUAACCACUGUAGAUUGGCAUCCAACUUUGCCAAUUUUCUUGACUGGUUCUGCUGAUCACUCUGUCCGUGUCACUUCUAUCUUAUCAUGAUCAACCUUCAUUGUUCUUCUUCCUUUAGUUUUGUAGGCUGCUUGUAUUGUAACAUUAUUUUUUUCUUUCCAGAAACAAGAUUUACAUCACUUAUGUUUUUAAUCUGAUGAGUAUCAUAUGGGAUUUUUAUUAUUUAA
Impatiens glandulifera is the source of this 2323-nucleotide messenger RNA. Its product is annotated as WD repeat-containing protein 91 homolog. Gene Ontology annotation, molecular function: protein binding. Lineage: Eukaryota; Viridiplantae; Streptophyta; Magnoliopsida; Ericales; Balsaminaceae. The coding region runs from base 231 to 2186 and encodes 651 amino acids. The record is from RefSeq and is a predicted model, not a curated record. The transcript is spliced from 15 exons.